Mytilus trossulus (common blue mussel) is the source of this 5404-nucleotide messenger RNA. Its product is annotated as laminin subunit beta-2-like. The record is from RefSeq and is a predicted model, not a curated record. Lineage: Eukaryota; Metazoa; Mollusca; Bivalvia; Mytilida; Mytilidae. Gene Ontology annotation, cellular component: myosin complex. The coding region runs from base 38 to 5404 and encodes 1788 amino acids. The transcript is spliced from 30 exons. Gene Ontology annotation, biological process: tissue development; animal organ morphogenesis.
UAAAGUGAAUGUAGAACUCCAGGAUAGACCUAGAGGAAUGUUAUUGCAUACAGCACAGAGAUGCCAUUACAUCUUUACCACAAGGGAUCUCUCCAUUAUAUUCAAGAAUUUAUGCCUUUCACUCCAGCCAGAUUGUGCCCACAGAGAUUUAUUGUUACUAUGGCAACAUGAAUGCGCCUGGGUAUAUGGACAUCGUUUAGUGACAGAAGUGGAUCACAAAAGAUAUAAACAAGCUUUUGUAAAUGCUGUCAGAAAGGAAUUCUCUAGUGAUGAACAGAUUCGCCUAGUGGUAUCUAAUAGACAGCCAUUAUUCAGUAACUUGAUUGAACAAGACAGUGGUGUAGUUACAGCUGGUAUGAUUGAUGCUCGACACAUCUCUAACAUCUCGGAGGAGGAAGCAAAGGCAGAUCUUUACAAACCUAGGUUUAAUAUGAAAGAUGUGAAAGAUCUAAUGAUCAAAGGAGUGGAGGAAUACAACAAAAUACAUCCCAGGAUCAAGUUAGCUCUUUAUAAGACUGUUGUUGAACAAGUAUGUAGAUUAGCUCGUACUAUAGCUUCCCCUCAAGAAAGUGCCCUCACAGUACCAGUAGUUGAGGGAUGUGCUGGUCGCUGCACUGUCAUUGCUAAGUUAGCCUCUCAUCUCUGUGGAUAUACCGUGUUCCAAGUCAGUCCAUGCUCUCUACAGAGUUCAGGGGAAUAUAAGAUGGAGCAGUUCAAAUCAGACUUAGUGGAGUGUUAUACCAGAGCAGGUUCCAGGUGUGAGAAGAUUCUGUUACUGUUAAAUGAAGAAGAGCUGAUGGAAGAAGAUUUCUUGGUGUUUUUGAUAGAAUUUAUUGUCUCAGGAUCUAUCAGUCAUUUGUUUACUUAUGAAGAACAAACAACAAUUAUAAACUCUAUAAGGACUGAAGUGACCUUAGCUGGUCUGACAUACACUCAGGACACAGCUUGGAACUUCUUCCUGGAUAUCGUCCGAAAUAACUUCUGUGUUUGUAUGAUUGCAUGUGAUGGUGGUCAACAGUUUCAAAGACGAUGCAGAGAAUACCCAGAAUUUACUGAAAAUGUUAACUUCCUGUGGUUCCCUCAUUGGUCCAAGUCCAGACUCAUUGAGCAUGCAUUGUACCAUCUUAAGGAUGUUGAAUGGAUGAAUGAUGUUCAGAGAGAGAAUAUAGCUCACAUGAUGGCUUCUAUGCACCUCAUCCUCAGACAACAAGAUGGCGGUGAGAAAGAUGCAGGGGAAUACAGACAUGUGACUAAUACAUCUUUUGAAAAGUUUGUUGAAAGAUACAUCUCCUUGGCUAAUACCAAACACUUUGAAAUCAAUGACAUUAAUAUAGCUGUAUCUAAAUCAUUGAAGCAGAUCAAAAGUGAAAAUGAGGUUGCUGUCAAAUUGAGGAAACAAUUGGAGCAUGAAAUGGUAUUUCUAGAGGAAAGGAAAGCUAGUGCUGUGAAAUUUUUAUGUCAAAUUGGACAAGAUACAGCCAUCACGGAACAACAGAUCAAAGUUGUCAAAGCACAGCUGGAAAAAAUAUCUAAACUUAAAAAGUUAUUACCAGAGUAUCGGAUAGCAGAACAGAGAGCUGUGUUUAAAACAACCCAGAUUUAUGGUGACACAAUGAAGGAGGUAGAGAAAAUGAACCUAGACAAACACAGUCUGGGAGAACUGAGAGGGAGGAGUAAAUCACCUCUAGAUAUUGAAGAUCUAAUGGCAGCUGUUAUUAUGAUAUUGAAGUCACCAUCAGCUGAUCUAACUUGGCAGAAAGGUGCAAAGAGACAAAUGGCAAACUUAGAAAGAUUCAUUGAUGAAAUGAUGGUAUUUGACAAGAAUCAGCUACCAGAGUCUACUUUGAAUUUAGUAGAACCUUACCUGAAAAAGGCCUCAUUUGACCCUGAUACUCUUGAGAAAAAGACUGGAAACCCAGCUUGUGGAUCACUCUGUAGAUGGGUUAGAGGUGUUGUAUGGUACAACAGAAUGAUAAUAUCCAAGAUGGAACCACUUCAUAAGAAGGUCAAGGAGACUGCACAGCAAGUCGAUGAUGCAGAACAUAGAAUGGCAAACUUAGAGAAGAAAAGAAAGAUGCCAGAAUUGUGGGAAGACAUUAACGUUGAUGUUAUUCUCUCACGGACAGUUGACCAGACAGGACCAUGUGCCAAUCACAGACCUGCAGAUGAUAAAAAAACUACAGUGUUACAACCUGGUAGUAGAUACUCAGUAGUCAGUCGAGCAGCUUGCUUAGAACCAGAGAAAGAAUAUAAGAUAAGAAUUGAAUUCAAUAGUUACAAGACUAACCAGGCUACACCUGAUGCAACUACACUGAUCGAUUCUAUUGUUUUGACUCCAAACAUAGAUAGUAUUCCAAUGUUUCAUGGUAUUGGUUAUCCAGAAUACAUGAAAAAUGAAUUUAUUCGUUACCGAUGUCGUGAAUCUCAAUUGUCAGUCUACCAGCUAGAACUCCAGGACUUCUGUAGACAGCUCACUUUCAGUAUUUCUUCCAUUAUUCACCAGAAAGCUCUUGAGUGUCAAUGUGAUCCAAUGGGAUCUUUAAGUAGUGAAUGUGAAUAUGCUGGUGGUCAGUGUAGAUGUAAACCUAAUGUUGUUGGUCACAGAUGUAACAAGUGUGCUCCUGGUACAGAUGAUUUUGGACCAGAUGGAUGCAAACCUUGCAUCUGUCAUGAAUAUGGUGCUGUAGAUAAAUUCUGUGAUGCCAGGACUGGACAGUGUAAUUGUAUAAGUUAUGUUGGAAACAAGAUAUGUGACCAAUGUCAGGCUGGAUAUUGGGGAUUCCCUCGCUGUAGACCAUGCCAAUGUAUUGAUAGGAAUGCAGAUACGUGUGAUGAUUUAACAGGCCGAUGUGAUAAUUGUAAUGACUUCACUGCUGGUGACCAGUGUGAUAAGUGUUUGGAUGGAAACUAUGGUGAUCCUCGUAUAAAUUACGGCAUACCCUGCAGACCUUGUUUAUGUCCUGGAGGACCAACUAGUGAUGUACAGCAUGCUGAUUCCUGUUAUGAAGAUCCAAGACAGCAGUCAGUAGUCUGUAACUGUUAUCUAGGUUUCAAAGGACCAAACUACUUUGGAAAUCCAAAGGAUGUGAAUGGUACAUGUGAACUGUGUAUCUGUAAUAAUAAUAUAGAUCCAAACAUUGGUGGAAGUUGUGACACCUCAUCAGGGGAAUGUCUCAAGUGCAUGUUUAAUACUGAAGGAUUCAACUGUGAGCAGUGUAGUCCUGGUUACUAUGGUGAUGCAACAACCCAGAAUUGUAAACAAUGUAUUUGUGAUCCCUAUGGAACAGACCCAACUGGUGGAGACUGUGAUAGAGUCACAGGACAAUGUCUCUGUCUUCCAAAUGUUAUUGGACAACAAUGUGACUCCUGUGCUGCUGGUUUCUGGAAUAUAACAAGUCAAAUGGGUUGCUCUUCGUGUGGCUGUGAUAUGCCUGGAUCUACUAGAGUAGAAUGCAAUCAGUUUGAUGGUCAAUUUAAUUGUGUACAGGGAAGAGGAGGAAGAGAUUGUGCCUCUUGUGAAGAUAAUUACUGGGGAGAUCCUACUGUGCAGUGUUAUGCAUGUGACUGUAACUACCAAGGCUCUGCUCAGACUCAGUGUGACAGAAGGUCAGGUCAAUGUGUAUGUCUGACAGGAAUCAGUGGUUACAAAUGUGAUCGUUGUGAUAGAGGCACCACAGGAGUACUCCCCAACUGUAAGCCUUGUGGAGAUUGUUUCAACAACUGGGACAGAGUGAUCAGAGACUUGUCAGCCCAAACAACAGACUUGAUUAAAAGUGCAGUAGACAUUAAAGCAACAGGUGUAGAAAGUGCCUUUAAUAAAGAAUUUCAGCAAAUGGAGGAAAAUUUGGAUGAAAUAAGACAGAUUGUUAGAAAUGCCAACAUUUCUUCAGAAGAUAUCAGAAAUUUAGAUAGUCUGCUAAAAUCUCUCAGGCAGCUUUUAUCAGAUGAGUUUAGAAGAUUGAAUAAUACAGAAAGUCAGUUCAAAGCAAGAAUGGAUGAUAUAAGAAAAGGAAAUAAUGAUAUUUUAUCACUCAAACAAAGAGUGGAGGAAUUAAAAAAAAAGGCUGAUGAUUUGAGAAGAAAUGCAACAGACAUUCAGGCCAGAGAUGUAGAAGGUGCCUUCAACAUAACAAAGGAGGCACAGCAAAAGUCGAGAAUGGCCCAAUCUAAAGUUGAUGGAACCCAGGGAAUGCUGAAUGAGUCUAUGAAAACAAGAGCUGAAGUGGAAAAAAUGCUGGAAGAAAAACGUAAUGCAUUUAAUCAGAAAAUACAGGAAAACGAAGCUGAAUUAAAUGAAAUGGAUGACAAAGUUUCAAGUCUUGGUAGUAGAAUAGCUGAUCUAAAUGAAAUGGUUUGUGAUGGAAGAGGAGAUCCUUGUGAUAGUGUCUGUGGAGGUGGGGGAUGUGGCAAGUGUGGAGGAAUCAGUUGUGAUGGAGGGGCUCUUACCAAAGCUGACAAUGCCAUUGAUCGGGCCAACCAAGCUAAACUGUUAUUAGACAUUAAAGAAGUAGAUGCCAAUACAAUGCUUACAGAGAUACAGCAAGCACAACAAGAAGCAGAAGAAGCUAAAGAUCAAGCCCAGAUGGCUUACAAUAAAGCUAUGAAAGCUAAAAAUCAAACUGAAAAAGCUAAACUCAUGUUGCAGAAUGUUCUUUCUGAUGUACAAGACUUCUUGGGAUUAGGUAGAGCAACACCAGAUGAUGUUAAAGAGAUAACUGAAGAGGUACUUGGUAUGAGUAUAUCACUGACUCCAGACCAAAUCAUUGAGUUGGCACAGAAAAUAAAUGAAACCAUUUGGGGUUUACAGAAUAUUUAUUCCAUUCUCAAUGCCACAAGAGAUGAUUUAGAUAAAGCACAGAAGCUGAAGGAGAGGGCAGAAAAUGCAAAGGGUGAUGCAAAUACUAUCCUAGGAAAAGCCCAGGAUGUUCUUGACAACUUGAAGGGAGCUACAUCUGCCCAGGAGUUAGCUACAGUUGCCAUUAAUAAGUCUGACACAGACAUAACCAAUGCUGAAGCAGACCUCACACAGUGGAGAGAGUUGGAGGCUGAAUUAGAAGAUCAGAGAGCUAAUGCUCUCAACAGCAGAAAGAAAUUAGAAAAUGACAUUAAGGAUCUUCGACAACAAGCAGAGCUAGCUGUUUUUGUAAAGGAAGAUGCUGUCAUUCAGCUUAAACAUGUACAGACUCAGAUGAAUGACAAUCAAACAGAACUUGAUGAAAAGCAAGCCUCCAUGAAGGAUAUAGAAAGGAAACUUGAGAAUUAUAAAGGUGAUGUACUGAAAUUACAAGAAGUUUUGGCUGCUUCUGACAGACAGAGAAGAAAUGCUGAAGCUGUAAGAGAUGAGCUAUAUAUAUUUACACUGUUUACAAGUUUGAGUUUUGGUGGGGUUAUUUUAGCAUGCUAA